Rhodamnia argentea is the source of this 2273-nucleotide messenger RNA. RefSeq lists its product as uncharacterized. The transcript has 3 exons. Gene Ontology annotation, molecular function: protein binding. The coding region runs from base 129 to 2108 and encodes 659 amino acids. NCBI's taxonomy places the organism in Eukaryota, Viridiplantae, Streptophyta, Magnoliopsida, Myrtales, Myrtaceae. The record is from RefSeq and is a predicted model, not a curated record.
AUCCUCUGAAAAAUGAUCUCCGUAUCAUUGUUUCUUCUGUUCAGGUUCAGCAGCUUUCUACUUCACCUCUACACGCCAUAAUUUCCCGGCCCCCCCCAACCCCCCACCGUCUUUGAACCGCCAUAUGUAUGGCGGCAAACCGCCGAGCCAGUGUCGCCGCUCCCGGCGAGACCGCCAAACCAGUCGCGGACCACGACGGGGAUGACCCGCCUUGCAAGAACCCGUCCUGCUUCUUCUGCGCCAUGAACGAGCCCGACCCGUCUCUCCGACGAGCCAGAAUCGCCGCUUGCUUCGAACAAAUCCCCCUCGGCGACGACCCCCAGACCGUCCUCGUCCUCAGCGGCCUCUGGAACGUCGCCAUGGCUCAGCCCGACAACCAGGAGUUCCCGUCCCUCGGCCUUUUCGACUGCUUGGCCAGAUUGAUCCUCCGAGGCGUCCGCGACAAGGAGUGGCUCCGGAGAGAUCAGAACGUGUACAUUCCGUAUUAUGCCGCUCACGUCGUUGGUUCGUACGUCAUGAACAAGGCUCGGCUCGCGGAGAAGGCCAUGAAGUCCGGGGUCGUCCCGGGCCUCAUGGAGCUCAUGAGAGGGAAGAUGAGUUGGGUUGAGCAGAGAGUGGCUGUCCGGGCGCUCGGCCACUUAGCCAGCCACGACGAGGCGUUCGAAGCCAUGCUCGAGUCCGAGCAAGAAAUCGUGGGGCUCGCCAUGGAGAUCGCCUCCAAUUGCCUAGAGGUGGUCUACGACGAGUUCAUCGGAGUAAAGCGCGGGGAGAGAGAGAGAUACCAUGUCGACCUGGUGACGAGGGGGAUUGGAGGGAAGCAAACAGAGGACGCUAGGGCCGAGGAGUGGGCGAGCCAGCUCCAGUGUUGGUCUCUGUAUUUGCUCAAUUGCUUUGCAAGCAAAAACAGGGGUCUUGACUUGAUGUGCAAGAGAGACUUCCUGAGAGAAUUGUGCGGGAUGUGGGGUGGAUUGGCCAAUCGACCGUCAUCGUCUCCUGGUGCGAUCGGGCUCAUCAGGACUCUAUGCCGAUCCGACAUCGGAAGGUCAAGCAUCGCGAGUUCAAGACAAGUCAUCGAGUGCCUCUGCAAUCUCUCCAGGUCAUCAGAUGAUUGCCAGUACAUGGCCAUCGACAGUCUCUUGCUGCUUCUCAGAGACCCAGAUACGCGGCAUCGUGUCCUGGACAUGGCGGCCGUGGCUCUUGCUGAUUUGGUCGAGCUCGAAGGCGGGCGGGGAGAGUGGAAGAGGGUCGGAGAGAGAAUCACCCGAGCGAUGCUACAAGAUUACCACAAGUUCAAGUAUGGCGAUUUGAAGCUGAAGAGCGAGAGAUCACAGAGGGCGCUGGAGGGGACGUGGGACUUGAAGGUAGAGAGAAGGAGGAGAGAGAAGCUGAUGUCGGAGGAGGAGGUUAGAGAGAGAAAGGCCAUGGUGGGGUCGUUGAAAAGGGAAGGGAACGAGAGCUUCUGGUGCGGGGAGAUCAAGAGAGCUGCUCUGCUUUACACCGAGGCAUUGGAGUUGUGUCUGUUGAAAUGGAGGAAACAGAGGAUUGUGAUUCACAGCAACAGGGCUCAGUGUCGCUUGCUGACGAGAGAUCCGGACAACGCAAUUAGCGACGCCACGAGGGCGCUGUGCUUAUCCGGCGUGGCGAGGCCGCACGGGAAGAGCCUGUGGAGGCGGUCGCAGGCGUACGAUAUGAGGGGGUCGGGGCGAGAGAGCUUGAUGGACUGCUUGACGUUCGUCCACGUCCGGAUGAGCGGCGACCGUUCCGACGCCCCGGCCAAGAAUAAGAUCCCCUACUACGCGACCCGGAUGCUCAACAAGCAGAUGAACGCUACGUGGCUAUUCGCCCGCGCGGCGAGUAAGAAGAGGACGAAGGCUGGGAUGAAGAAGAAGAAGAAGAAGAAGAAGAAGGCGACGACGAAAUGCGGGCGCGAGGAUGGAGCGACAAAGUUCGGCGUCAAAUUGGAUCGAGUCGAUGGCAUGCUGGCAACCAGCGAAAAUAAAUCCCAGGCAGGGCGGAGCAGAAGAAAGCUACAAGGGGGAGUAAGGACAAAGCAUAGGCACCAGCAAAAGAUAGGGACUCAGGUGAAUGAUUUGGAGGUUUUUACGUAGAAAUGAAGAUGGUCUCGCAAUUUCGGUCUAUGGGAUUGGAAUCUCUGUCACUGCCCUGACGGGAGACGAUCACUUGUGUGUCAAAGUCGAAUUCGAAUCGUACACACAAGCCUCGAAAGGUCUCUUUUAAAUUUGUCAAGGCGAAAUUUGUGUAUCAUGGAGGAA